Penicillium oxalicum is the source of this 1602-nucleotide messenger RNA. RefSeq names its product IMP 5'-nucleotidase ISN1 (gene isn1). The record is from RefSeq and is a predicted model, not a curated record. Gene Ontology annotation, biological process: nicotinic acid riboside biosynthetic process; nicotinamide riboside biosynthetic process; inosine salvage. NCBI's taxonomy places the organism in Eukaryota, Fungi, Ascomycota, Eurotiomycetes, Eurotiales, Aspergillaceae. The transcript is spliced from 6 exons. Bases 1 to 1602 code for a protein of 533 amino acids. Gene Ontology annotation, molecular function: magnesium ion binding.
AUGGCCGACCUUUCGUCAACUGGCGGGAUCCCGGAGAUUGGCCAGUUGGUCGUUCCCACUAGCAGUCCUCCGGUGAUUGUCAUUGCCGAUAUAGUUGAUCCAUCGUCUCGUCCGGUCGUGAAAUCUCCCCCUGCUCGACUGAAUCCUAUUUCCUUCUUAAUCGCUGCUGCUCUUCAUGUUGUAUGCCGACCUUGCCUCCCCUCGCCUUGUGGUAUCAUGUCUGCUUCACGCAUUGCCAUCUGCACCGGCCGGAUAUCGGAGGGACGUGCGGCCGGCCGAGGCCAACUCAUCCCCCUGUCCAAACGACACCAGCGUGUCCCUCCUGAUCGUCCUUUAACCCCCCCCCUCGUCACCCUCUUCCAAGACUUCGCGAGAACAAUUGAAUGGAUCAAGGGACUCCUGGCCGUACCGUUUGUGUUGCAUUCGCAUCCCAUCGCUCUCACGCAAGAAUCCAGCGAGCGGCUCAAUUCGGUCGCCGCAGAUACGCACCAGCGCUAUGCGGAGAUCAUGCGCGAUGUUGAGAACUUGAUCCUGGAUCACAAUCGACAUCCUCGUCGACCCCUCGCCGCAGUCGAUCACCAUGACCGUGACGCACCGGGCAAGUCCAAGCUCAAGCUACUGGUACCUACAGUGGGAACUUUCUUCACGCGUCUGCAUCUGGAAGAGGCCUUCAAGUAUCAAGAUCAGCGACGAUUCAUCAGCCGACGCCGCUUCGUCGCCCCUUCUUUCAACGACAUCCGACUCAUCCUCAACUCCGCCCAAUUACAGGGUCUCGUCCGUGCCAGCGAGGUGCAACUGGUCACUUUUGACGGAGAUGUCACCCUGUAUGACGACGGUGCUUGCCUCACGCCCGAGAACCCAGUCAUCCCGCGCAUACUGCGUCUUCUCCAGCAGGGGCGGAAAGUCGGCAUCGUCACGGCGGCCGGGUAUGAAGAGGCUCCCAAGUAUUAUGGCCGUUUGCACGGUCUGCUCGACGCCAUCCACCAGUCAACCACCUUGACCCCGGCCCAGAAGCAGGGAAUUAUCGUCAUGGGCGGGGAGAGUAAUUUCCUCUUCCGUUUCGAUCCCGAUUCCGAGGUUCGCCUGACUUAUGUCCCGCGAGAGGAAUGGCUACUCGAUGAGAUGCGCACAUGGAACGAGAAAGAUAUCAAAGAGCUCCUUGAUCUGGCCGAAUCAGCACUGCGAGCCUGUGCCGCGAAUCUGAGUCUGCCCGCCGCGGUUUUGCGCAAGGACCGAGCCGUCGGAGUCUACCCCGUGAAUGGAGUUCGCAUUAACCGUGAACAAUUGGAGGAAACCGUCCUGGUGGUGCAAAAUACAGUCGAGAGGUCGGCGGUCGGUGCUCGACUUCCAUUCUGUGCAUUCAACGGUGGCAACGACGUCUUCGUCGACAUUGGCGAUAAGUCGUGGGGUGUCCGGGCUUGUCAACGAUACUUUGGUGGCAUUGAUCCCUCCAAGACCCUUCAUAUUGGCGAUCAAUUCUUGUCGGCAGGUGCCAAUGAUUUCAAGGCUCGGCUGGCUUCUACAACGGCUUGGAUUGCCAGUCCAGCCGAGACCGUCGACCUCUUGGAUGAAUUGGAGGGCGCCGUGAAUCCCUCCACAUGA